ACGGCCGGGAGGCGCGCACCCUGACCGAGGCCGGAGCCGACGGGCUCGGGGACCGAGGCCAGGGCCCGCCGCCCGGGAGCAGACGCCGAGCCCGACCAGGCAGGCUGGCCGAGGGUGCCGUGAGCCGCCUGCCAGGGCCCUCCGUGACGCACCGCAGGGCAACCCGCCCCGGGUACCGCCGCCUGCAGGCCAGGGAGCGAAUCCGCCCCGCGGCGUGGGCCUAGGGGACUAACCGAGUUCCUAGGGGCCGUGCGAUGGACGUCCGCGACGUCCAGUCACGCCUGAGGUCGGCGCCGUGAGGUGACCGCGGUGGUGCAGGGCGUGCAGCAGUUGGCGGUGGCUGCUUUGGACAGUCCACCUCCCCGGGGGCCGGACCAGGCUUUGUCAGCCCCGACGCGACCGGUGCUGGGAAGGAAGCAAAGCUGAGGCUCAGAGCCGGGGCCGCCUGCGCUCCGCUCCCGGGUUAGCUGGCCCGGUCCCCAGAACCGCAGGUCCUGAAGUCACCCCAGCCCAGAGCCGUGUCGCUGCCCUCCGCGCGCCGAGAGCCGAGGCGUCAUAGCCUCAGAGACUUCUUCAGGACUCACAGAAACCAGCGAUGCCGUGGUGAUGGCACAGUGGGACUGUUUUCUUCCUCCGGGUCUGAAUGAGCGCAGGGAGGAGGGCCAAGGUAGAACCGGCGGACCUCUGGCUGUCCUGUAGCAUCAUCAGACCUCCGGGAACCCCUUUUUGAGCCCAAGACAAAGCUCGCGUGAACAAAUGAUUUUGAGUCAUGAAUGAAAAAUUUUGUUCUUUCUAUAAUGAAAAAGAAUUAAAAGACGGGCAGGAGAUCCUGGGCUGGAGUGUUAUCAGUGACAGAGUGCUAAACUAGUAUGCAGGAGGCCCAGGGUUCCCUCUUCAGCACCACAGAAAAGGAGAUUCUGUUCACCUCUGCAUCAUCUGCCUUUCCUGAAAACUUGAUUUCUAAGUGGCUUAUGAAAGUUUAUUUUUGUUUGCUUGGGUUGGGAGAAAAUUUCAUUGAGAAAUCACCCUGCAGCUCAGUCUGCAGCUCAUCGGUUAAAAGACUAUCUCCUGGGCGUUCUGCGGCUCAUGACAAGAAUGGUGGUGCUCUCGUGGACUUCAGAGGAAUUCCUAUCUCAGCGUUGAAGACUCAUGAUGUUCUCCGGGCCCUGACGGCAGAAACUAAUGGAUGGGAGCCAGGUGUCGUGAGUGCAGAGGUGCUCCAGGCCCAGGAGGAGUGGGAGGCUGUGGACACCAUCCACCCCGAGGCAGAGAGCUGGGGCUACUCAGACCAGCCUGGACAGCUCAUCUCCUUUGGGGAGGCCCUGCAGCACCUCCAGACUCUGGACCUCUCUUCCUUCAAGAAGAGAAUACAACCAACUGUUCGAAGGACUGGGCUCGCCGCCCUCCGGCACUGCCUCUUUGGACCUCCAAAGCUCCACCAGGGCCUUAGGGAAGAAAGGGACUUGGUCCUGACCAUUGCCCAGUGUGGCCUGGACAGCCAAGACCCAGUGCAUGGCCGUGUGCUCCAGACCAUCUACAAGAAGCUGACUGGCUCCAAGCUGGACUGCGCCCUCCGGGGAGACCACUGGGAGGACCUGGGCUUCCAGGCUCUUGAAGGUGCACUGCUUCCCUCUGGCCUCGUAGUGUCUGGAGCGAAUCCAGCCACAGACCUUCGAGGGGCGGGCUUCCUUGCCCUCCUGCAUCUGCUGUACCUGGUGAUGGAUGCAAAGACCUUGCUGAUGGCCCAGGAGAUUUUCCGCCUGUCUCGUCACCACAUUCAGCAGUUUCCUUUCUGUUUGAUGUCUGUGAACGUCACCCGCAUCGCCAUCCAGGCCUUGAGGGAGGAGUGUCUCUCCAGGGAGUGUAACCGGCAGCAAAAGGUCAUUGCCGUGGUGAACAGCUUCUAUGCUGCCACUUUCCUCCGCCUCGCCCACAUCUGGAGGACCCAGCAGAAGACCAUCUCAGACUCGGGCUUUGUUCUCAAAGAUUUGGAAGCGUUGGCCAAGAAGAGCCCACGGCGGCUGCUCAAGACCCUGGAGAGCUACCUGGCCCGGGCAUCAAAGGGACAGGCCUCCUUAUUGGCACAGAAGUACCCUGGGCCACAAGCCUCUUGCGCCUCAGAUCUCACCUUCACAGGUGUGUGUGACCUGCAGCCCCACUCCUCUGAGGGUGCAGGGCUGAUCUGAGCCUCCCAGAGACCAGCUGAUAGAAAGACUCCCAGCCUGGGCCACCAGGCUUCCAAGGACACAUGGCAAACCACGUCUAGUGCCCCCUGGCCAGGCCAGGCGCUUUCCUGCCUCGGCAAAUGAGGUGAGAAGCUCCUGGACCUGGGUACCCUCACCAGUGCGAGAUGCUCUGGGCGACUAGACCUGACUGCUCCCUGCAGACCUGCCCCAGGAGCAAGCAGAGUCCUGCCGUCCCACCCGUGCUCCCGCCCCCAGGGCUGCAUCCCAGCAUUCGUGGCAGUGAGUGGUGCCACGCCUCUCCACAGCAUAGGAGCUUGCCAGGUGGAGACAGCUGGAGCUCUGGCUCCCUGGCAGCAUUGAGUCCUACCUCUGGGUCAAAUCCCAGGGGGAGGAGCAGCGAUGACAGCCAGCAGGAGGCAGCACUGGCAGCUGGUGCCGCUCCUCCCCAGGCCUCCCCUCCUCUCCCCUCAGUUUGUGGUCUAGAGAUGGGCAUUGGGCUGGUGGCCCCGGCUGCCCCAUCCCAGCUGCCCACCAGCUAGGGGCUUGUCCUGGGAGACUGUACGCUUCCUCAUGAUUGUUUUCUGUCCUGAGUGAGGAAGGAGGAAGUUGCUCACACACCAGCGCUUCUAGAAUAAAGCAGUUGCUCCAGUUGGA
Molecule: messenger RNA, 2840 nt
Organism: Ictidomys tridecemlineatus (thirteen-lined ground squirrel)
Lineage: Eukaryota; Metazoa; Chordata; Mammalia; Rodentia; Sciuridae
Source: RefSeq, a predicted model, not a curated record